Messenger RNA from Ambispora leptoticha, 1950 nucleotides. The record is from the annotation of a GenBank genome assembly. NCBI's taxonomy places the organism in Eukaryota, Fungi, Glomeromycota, Glomeromycetes, Archaeosporales, Ambisporaceae.
AUGGCAUUUAAAUUAACACGCGGCGGCGUUACAAAACUAAUCAACGACGAGACCUCUGACCCUCCACACCUCCAAAUCUUAAACAUUCGAAAUGUUGGGCCUCAGUCUUAUGACCCUUAUGAAUACAAGGGACCACCACAAAAAAGUAUAGAGGUUAAAUUAUCGGACGGUGACAAAGUCGUAUCUGCGCUGAUUCCAGUUAAAAAAUGUCAUUUAGGUAAUUGGGAGGCGUUAAAACAAUAUUCGAUUAUCAGAAUUAGAGACUUUAGGAUUAAUAAAAAAUUCGACGAGGUUUUAGCAACAAUGUUGGUUUGUGAGUUUGAUAUUGUUUCGACUCCGGACAGACAAAUUGGCAAUCCGGAUAUGAGCAAUAUGCUAGAACAGCCGCCAUCACGAGAACAAAUACAACAGCAAUUAUUGCAAUUGCGACUACAGCAACAGCAACUGGAACAAUUAUUACAACAACAGUCGCCGAUUCAAAAUCAUCAACAACAGAAACAAGCUCCGCAAAAUCUUUCUAUUACCACACAAAGCAUGCAUAAUAAUGCACAAUUUGCAAAUAACAUAACAAGACCUAAUCCCAAUACAAAAAACACGAGUUGUCCUGUUUUAUCUCCAAUCAAUUCAAAUCCCUGCCAUAGUAAUGAACAUACCUUAUUCUCAAUCGUAUCACUCAACCCCUAUCAAAAUAAAUGGUCAUUAAAAGCAAAAGUGAUAAAAAAGUCCGAGAUUAAAACAUACACUAAUCAACGUGGCGAGGGAAAAAUUUUCAGCUUUAAUAUCAUGGACGACUCGGGUGAGAUCAAAGUUGUCUGUUUCAAUGAUGCCUGCGAAAAAUUCUACAAUCUAAUUGAGGAGGAUCACGUAUACAUGAUCAGUAAUGCGAAGGUUACAACUUCGAGAUUUAAAACAUCCGCUAUAUGCAGCGAUUACGAAAUUCAUUUGGAAAAAACUACAAGUGUCAUUUUAUGCCAAGAAUCAUGGAUACCGAAUAUAAAGUACAAUUUUAUAAAACUGAAUCGGUUAAAUGAGUUCAACAAAGAUGACAUGAUUGAUAUCAUUGCCAUAGUUUUGAAAGAUAAUGGUACCUUACAGGUUUUUUCCAAAAAAAAUCAAAAGUAUGUGACUAAGCGUGAGCUUGUAUUGGUAGAUGAAACCUUCACUUCGGUAAGACUAGCACUUUGGGGAAAAUUAGCAGAGGAGUUCCAGGUGGAGGACAAUUCAGUUAUCGCAAUUAAGAAAGCUCGGGUCGGAGAUUUUCAAGGUCGCAAUCUUUCAAUGUACGCCAAUAGCCAUUUUCAAAUCAACCCUGAUAUUGACGAAGCAAAAACUUUAUUUAGAUGGUUUAUCUCACAUGGCAAUGACGAAAAUUUCCAGCCUCUUUCUAAUGCCACAGGAAUUUCCAUCUCUUUUGAAAAUUUAUCCAGGAAGACGAUUUCACAGGUCAUAAAUGAUCCUGCGUUAGGCAGAAAUGAUAAGGCAGAUUAUUUCUCGGUCGUAGGCACCAUUGCUUUCGUCUAUGAGAAAAGCCCUUGGUAUUAUACAGCAUGCCCUAAUUGCAAAAAGAAAGUAAUCGAUAACGAGGACGAUUCUUGGUUCUGCAGUAAAUGUGAAGAAACUAUAGAACAACCAGACUACCGAUAUUUAUUCACUGUUGGCGUAUUAGAUUACAGUGGCCUCAUUUGGGUCUCUGCUUUCCACGACACCGCCUUGAAGCUUCUUGGCAUCGAAGCUAGUGAACUGCUUCAAAUGGAAAGAAAUGAAUAUAAUAAGUUUGAAGCGACUUUUAAGUCAAUGCGAUUCAAAUCCUUUGUGUUUUCGUGUCGUGCGAAAAGUGAGUAUUACCAAAAUAAUGAAAAAAUCAAGUACACCCUUGUUGAGGUUCAACCACUUAAUUAUGUCGAGGAGGGAUAUAAUUUAAUUCGACAGAUAAACAAAUUUAAUAACUGA